Nanorana parkeri is the source of this 954-nucleotide messenger RNA. RefSeq names its product olfactory receptor-like protein DTMT. Gene Ontology annotation, biological process: G protein-coupled receptor signaling pathway. The coding region runs from base 1 to 954 and encodes 317 amino acids. The transcript has a single exon. The record is from RefSeq and is a predicted model, not a curated record. Gene Ontology annotation, cellular component: membrane. Gene Ontology annotation, molecular function: G protein-coupled receptor activity; olfactory receptor activity. Lineage: Eukaryota; Metazoa; Chordata; Amphibia; Anura; Dicroglossidae.
AUGACAGUGGUCACUGUAUUCCACCUGGUAGGGUUUCAGAUUCCAGAAAAUAUAAAAUUUUUGAUCUUUUUUCUCUUUCUUAUGAUUUAUUGUGUCACAAUAUGCGGAAACCUCCUGAUCAUCACGCUGGUAUCCUACAGCAAAACCCUCCAUUCUCCCAUGUACUUUUUCCUUGCUCAGCUAGCUAUGUCAGAUAUGUUAUUAUCAACUGAUGUUCUUCCUAACACGCUCCAUACUGUUUUGGCGGGAAACACUAUUAUAGUCUCAUUUACUGAUUGUUUUACCCAGUUUUACUUUUUUGCUGCUACAGAAACAGUGGAGAGUCUUUUUCUCACAGUGAUGUCUUACGACAGGUAUUUGGCCAUCUGUAAACCACUGCAUUAUCCGUUGUUAAUGAACCACCGGCUUUGCUGGACGAUGAUCGCCACAUGCUGGACUUUAAGCUUUGUAACACAAUCUCUUCACACUUUUUCUGUAUCAAGGUUACACUUUUGUGGCAAUGUAAUUGAUCACUUUUUCUGCGAUCUUGACCCGAUCCUCCACCUCUCCUGCUCUGAUACCACCAUCGUUCAACUAGAAACUACAGCGCUGAGUGCAGUGUUUGCUGUAAUUCCAUUCAUUGUCAUCAUUGUAUCAUAUGUUUAUAUUAUAAUCACCAUUUUCCAAAUCCCGUCUAUUACUGGGAGGCAAAAAGUAUUCUCAACAUGCAGCUCCCACCUGACUGUUGUGUUCAUAUUUUACGGUACCAUUGUUUGUAUUUAUUUGGUACCUAAAAGAGUACAGUCAUGGAAUGUCACUAAACUAGUGUCAUUGCUGUAUACUGUGGUUACUCCACUGCUGAAUCCAAUGAUAUACAGCCUGAGGAACAAAGACCUAAAAAACGUUGUAGGAAAAAGUGUCAGAAUGUUUUUGAACUUGGAUGUCAGUAGGCAUCAAAACGUACAAAUGACUUAA